AGAAACUAUGCUAGAAUCGGUCUACCUCGUCCGGCUGUGGUAUAAAGCUCAGAGGCUUGGUGUCCAUUUUUCCUUUGUACCUGCAUCAUCUUCGUUAUAAUGGCAGCCACUCUCGUCAGCUUCAUCCUCACCCAAAGCAUCCAUGCCGCGCCUAUUUGUCAACAUCCCCCACCCAACAGUACAGCUUUCUCCAUAAAUUCCUCGGAUGCCUGUCACGAUCUGCGCACCUGUCGGACUAUGUGGAGCAUGGUGUACAGCUGCCUCCUUACGAUAUUUGCCUGCAUCUGGACAGCGAUCCAUCCAAAUGUGCCUAAUGAAUAUUCGGAUUGGUUGCUCGCCCUGUUGAAUUCUCGUGGCACCCAGAUGAUUUCGACGUUGAUUGUGCCAGAGAUGUCGGUUGCGGCUGCAUGGGUUGACUUCUCCGAGGCGUGGAGAAUAUCAAAAAAGUGUGCUGGAAUCAAAGGAUGGUCAUUCACCCAUUCAUACUUUGUGAUGAUGGGUGGCUUCUUUGACUCUUCCAAACGAAAAAUGGUGAAGCCAACCAAAGAUGAAGAUCCUUCUACUCUCUUUGAGAAAUACCCCGGCAUCGUCGACAAGUCGGGAGGUCAGAGAAAGGUCGCAGUAACAAGGAAGCAGAUCCUCGACAAAAGUAAAGGCAACUUUUUUGCAAAGUCCAUUGCUGUCCUCCAAUUACUGUGGUUCACCAUUCAGUAUGUUGGACGGUGGGCAAGUCAUCUACCCAGGUCACAACUGGAGACAAUGACUCUCGCUUAUGCGGGACUUAGCAUCCUUGACUAUGCUUUGUGGUGGCAUAAACCGCUGGAUGUUCAUUUCCCAAUUCCUGUGACGGAAGAAAUUCACCCCAAUCCCCCAAAUUCCGAUGCCAUCACUGAUCAGGGACUGUCGAAAACGGAGACCGCGUCAAAUCCGACUUCCAAUCCAGCGAAGACCAUGAAUAUGCAACUCUUAUGGAUGUUUGGAGUGACUGGUAUCAUUUUUGGUGGGGUUCAUUGCCUCGCGUGGUCAUUUCCAUUUCCGACGCGUGCGGAGAAACUUUUGUGGCGCAUUUCUGCGAUAAUUAUUACCGUGACCCCUGGCCCUUAUGCAUGGGGCUGGGCAAGAUGGAAAAGGGGGGAUGUGAUAAGCAUGCUCUUUGGAGCCCUCCCCAUACAAUUCUAUCCUUUUGCUCGGAUUAUCCUGUUCACUCUCACACUUACAUCCUUACGGUCUCCGCCCCCCGAUCUUUACCGAACUACAUCCUGGACAUCUUUCAUCCCCCACCUAGGAUAACGCAAUCGUAGACACAUAGUAUCGUUGCUCUCCAUAACAAGAACAGUCUAGUGGUAUUCGGACACAAAUACACCAGAUGCGUCCAUCACAACUAUCCUGCACCAUCACCACAAACGCACGGAUCGAAUGAGGUUCCUCUACAAGACUUCUCGCCAUACUAUCCCCCUUUGUCCUUGCCUUCCCCUUUUUUAACUAGCUACUAGUUGCCUAUCAACUCCCUACAUCCUUCA
This is a messenger RNA of Cantharellus anzutake, 1520 nucleotides long. RefSeq lists its product as uncharacterized. NCBI's taxonomy places the organism in Eukaryota, Fungi, Basidiomycota, Agaricomycetes, Cantharellales, Hydnaceae. The record is from RefSeq and is a predicted model, not a curated record. The transcript has 2 exons. Bases 100 to 1290 code for a protein of 396 amino acids.